Molecule: messenger RNA, 892 nt
Organism: Phoenix dactylifera (date palm)
Lineage: Eukaryota; Viridiplantae; Streptophyta; Magnoliopsida; Arecales; Arecaceae
Product: ATP synthase subunit d, mitochondrial-like
Biological process (GO): proton motive force-driven ATP synthesis
Molecular function (GO): proton transmembrane transporter activity
Source: RefSeq, a predicted model, not a curated record
GCAGCUUCUUUUAGAUGCAUCGAUUCUUCGGCUCCCCUCCUGCCUGGUGGUUUGGAAGAGACUGCGGAAGAGAGGAAGCGAAGCCGCCUUCGAGAGUAGAGCGUGAAUCCUAACCCUAACCACCUCUCCGGAAAAAAGGAAUCGAGGAUGAGCGGGAGCGGGACGAAGAAGGUGGUGGAGGCGGCAGCGAAGGCCACCAAGUCGAUCGAUUGGGAGGGCAUGGCGAAGCUCCUCGUCUCCGAGGAGGCCCGCAAGGAGUUCGCCAACCUCCGGCGCGCCUUCGACGAGGUCAACCACGACCUUCAGACCAAGUUCAGCCAGGAACCUGAACCCAUUGACUGGGAAUAUUAUAGAAAAGGAAUUGGGUCUCGCUUGGUGGAUAUGUAUAAAGAAGCUUAUGACGGCAUAGAGAUCCCCAAGUAUGUUGACACUGUGACUCCAGAAUAUAAGCCCAAGUUUGAUGCUUUGUUGGUGGAGUUGAAAGGAGCCGAACAGCAAUCUCUGAAGGAGUCAGAAAGGUUGGAGAAGGAAAUUGCUGAGGUUCAAGAGAUGAAGAAGAAGAUUAGCACCAUGACAGCAGACGAGUAUUUUGAGAAGCACCCUGAGCUCAAGAAGAGGUUUGAUGACGAAAUCCGUAAUGACAACUGGGGAUACUGAACAUCAAAAAAGAGUUCAAAGAUCAUUUAGCAGUUAAAUGAAUGCUUUUCUUAUGAUUUCCAAUUAAAUAAUAUGGUUUUUCCUUGUAUCUGGAAUGCUACCAAUAUUUGCUGGUGGUUUAUUAAAUUUAUCAUUGUUUAAGAGUUGGAACUUAGCAUUAUCAUUUAUUCACACCUGUCUCUGUUCUGAGAGAACUUAUUUUCGCUUCUGAAUGCGGGCCAACUUUCCUCUUCCA